GCUAUCUCACUCUUACCUAUAUAAAUAUAGCCUAUAUUUUAUGAAUGGCAUCAAAAUAAAAAAAUGCUGCUAAAUUUGCAAUGUUCUCUCUGCAGUAUGGAUUUAUCAAUACCUGUUUGAAGUCGCUGGUUGUUGACAAGUUUGGCGAGGAGACAUGGAUAAAGCUCAGAGAUGAGGCCGGGGUUCAAGAUACAUUCUUGACAUAUGAAGUGUACAAAGACGACAUCACCAUGCAACUGGUGGCUGCUGCCUGCAAGCUACUUGAUGUUAAACCAGAGGUGGUGUUGAGACAAUUUGGGGAAUACUUUUUUGACUUUUGUAAACGAUCUGGAUACGACCACAUGUUACGGACUCUGGGAGGGAACCUGUUCGAGUUUAUCGAGAAUCUGGAUGCACUGCACAGCUACCUCGCCCUUUCUUACAAGGAGAUGAACGCGCCAUCAUUUCGAGCGGAGAGGAACGGUGACGGCACGAUGUUUCUUCACUAUUACUCUGACCGCCGAGGCCUAUGCCAAAUUGUACCCGGUAUCAUUGAAGCUGUAGCAAAAGACUUCUUCAACAGCGAGAUAACGAUGGAAAUCGUCAACCAAAUAGAGGAACUAGAGAGGACAGGAAAGAAGGAGCAUGUAGUAUUCCUUGUCACUCAGAAACCGACAUUUUCGAAUGUAAUGUGCAGUAACAAGCUCUCACAGACACCGCCAUGUUUGCCAAGAGGCCCCAGGCGCAACGCAAUGCACUGGAACCCAAACAAGGAGGACAUGCAGAAAUCAUUGCAGAGGAAACUCCAAUCUCAGGGAUUUUCCAUGUGUCGGAACCACUGGGAGACUGUGAGGGGGUUGGUCCAGCUUGGGAAGGGCAAACUCUUGAGAGGAUUUGAGCCAGUCUACCCGAAGAAUCUUUGCAUCGACCUGAAGACAUUUUGCAAUGCCUUUCCCUUCCAUAUAGUGUUCGACAAGGAGCUGAUGGUGAGACAGGCGGGGGUGAACAUCCAGAAGAUCGUCCCCGGGCUGCAGACCAUGAGCAUUCACCUGGACCAGUACUUCAGUAUCGUCCACCCCGAGGUCACCUUCACCAUCUCCAGCAUCAGAAAGUUCAUCAACAGCCACUUUGUCCUGCAGACGCGACGGGACAUGAUGCCCGAGGCCUGGAGGGAUAGACCCAUGCUGGAGCUCAGAGGUCAGAUGUUGUGGAUGGAGUCUCUGCAGUGCAUGCUGUACCAGGCCUCCCCUUUGCUGCGGAGCCUCCACGAGCUGGAGGAGCGGAGCAUGCACAUCUCUGACAUCGCCCCUCACGACGUCACGCGGGACCUCAUCCUGCUCAACCAGCAGCGGCUGGCCGAGAUGGAGCUCUCCAACCAGCUGGAGAGGAAGAAGGAGGAGCUCCGACACCUGUCCCAGCAUCUGGAGGAGGAGAGGACCAAGACGGAGAACCUGCUGUAUGCCAUGCUGCCCAAACAUGUGGCCAACCAGCUGAAGGAGGGGAAGAGAGUGGAAGCAGGAGAGUUCAAGGAGUGCACCAUCCUCUUCAGUGAUGUGGUCACCUUCACCAACAUCUGCUCGGAGUGUGAGCCCAUCCAGAUUGUCAACAUGCUUAACUCCAUGUACCUCAAGUUCGACCGGCUCACCACAGUACACACAGUUUACAAGGUGGAGACCAUAGGUGAUGCCUAUAUGGUGGUAGGUGGCGUGCCCAUCCCAGUGUCCAGCCAUGCUGAGAGGGUGGCCAACUUCGCCCUGGGCAUGGUCAUAGCAGCGAGGGAGGUCAUCAACCCCAUCACAGGGGGGCCUAUCCAGAUCCGGGUGGGUGUACACAGCGGGCCAGUUCUAGCUGGUGUGGUGGGGGAGAAGAUGCCUCGGUACUGCCUGUUCGGAGACACAGUAAACACGGCGUCUCGCAUGGAGAGCCACGGCCUCCCCAACAAGAUCCACCUCAGCCCCAGUGUUUACCUGGUUCUAAAAGACAAGGGCUUCAUGAUCCAGGAGCGAGGGGAGAUCGAUGUGAAGGGGAAGGGCAGGAUGUCCACCUACUUCCUGGAAGGGAACCUGACCGCCACGGAGCACGAGAUCAUGGGCCGUUCAGUUAAGGAGGCCGACUCGGGCCGUGCGUCUGUACAGUCGGCACGGGACUGCAACACAGAGGCAGCCCUGUACAGACCGGCCAUCCAGAGGGUGCAGAGUGAGGACAGGAAUCCUGUAGUGCCCAUGGAGUAUGGAGACAGCCUGGCUGACCCGCCGCCCUCAGUCCAGCUCACUGAACCCCAGCCACAAGUCAAAGCCAAGAGCCUCAAAGGAAAACCUCGGGACUCAGAGAGCUACGGCAGUCUCCACAGUGACAACAAGUCAGUGGAGGGAGGUCUCCCCAAACCAGACCACCAGCUGACCAGAGCAACCUUGUCCCAGAGUCCCACUCCCAUAGAGGCUGAGGCUCCUCAUUCCACCAAACACAUCCGGACCAGUUUCUGUGUGGUCCUCUGAGCUGUUGUAGUACUAUCAAGACUAGUCACUGUAGCCCCGUUUAUACCUGUUGCUAACACAUACGUCCUUGAUCCUGAUCUUGUCAUCAUUCUGAUUGUGCCCACAUUUUAGCUGUUGCUAUUAAAUAUUAAAAUGUGUCUCUUAUCCUUGUGACCAGAUUUCCUGGUACCUCCAAGUAUGCUAUACAAUAAUUUAAGACACAUAUUGAUAAGUCAAUGGUGCUAACUAUCAAUGAUUUUAGAGGGAGGGAUAAUGAUGAUUUUACAAGUUUUACUGUCCAGAUCCGCCUAAGAUAUUCAGACACAAUGCUUCCCUAACUACCUCCAGAGGUUGUCAGGAACAUGAGAUCACAAUACAUAUUCUAAUCGUCUACACCUGUCUAAAAAGGUGGGCACAAUUUGAAUGUGAACAAGAUCAGUUUAAGGACACAUGUUAGCACCAGGUAUAAACUGAGCUUAAGUGACCCACUCAUUCAAUUGGAUCACAACUGCUGGAAUAUAGGACAUUCAAUUAAAUUGGACUAUCUCUGCUGAUGAGCCUAUACUCUGAGACUACAGUGUUUUAUGAAUAUUGAAAUUACAGUGUCUAUGGUCAUCUUGCUAAUGUUUCAUUUUAUGUGAUCUCUCCCCCGGAGCACUGCUAUCUAUGUGAUAUAUAGAAAUCAACUGUAACCAGACUUGUACCUCUGGUCCAGGGCACUAUGAACAAAGAUGGCGGAGCAGUAAGACGUGUUUGUUUCCUUCCCAUGUUUUUCUUUCUUUUUUGUGUAUACAUUUCAUUAUAUUUCAAUCUCUUUUUUCCAUUUUUGAAUUAAAUAUACCUUCUUGCAACCCGCCUCACCCAAUGCGGUAUGGAUCUGCUACUUUUUAGACCUUAUAACUGGAACCCCCAUCAUCAGCUCGCAAGUUAAUAAGCUACUUGCUUUUUAGUCAUUGUUAGCCACUGCUAGCGCUCUUUAUCUUUAGCUCGGACUCCAGCCGCUUUAGCCCGGAUAGCCUGGAUAAUACCUGCCAGUCUGCACAGCACGAUAUCAGCCCUGAGCAUAUCGGACUGCUUUUUUCCUCCACUACAUCACCAGAUUCCUGCUGCAAGCUCUGGACUAAUUACACCGGAUCUUCGCAGCUAGCUAGUUGCUACCGAGUGGCUAACACCUUUGUCCAGAAGCAUCCACCAGCUAGCCUCGGGCUAGGCCCAUGUCCCGUCUAGCAAACGAAGUACACAAAUUACAUCUGCUGAUGUAAUUGAUGAUGUAAUUCGGCCAAUGUGCUCUCAACCGACCUCUGUGUCGUGGAUGUUGGUGUUGAUCUAUCUGCUAGCCCCGACCUGCUAGCUUCCUGAACGCAGUGUCUCCCGCAGGCCUUGCAUAGGAAUCUACUACCAAACGGCUCCCUGUUUCAUCAUUGCUGCUCACUGCAAUCUGGGUGCACCUCAGCCACACUCAAGGUCCUAAACGAUAUCAUAACCACCAUCAAUAAAAGACAGUACUGUGCAGCCAUCUUCAUCAACCUGUCCAAAGCCUUCGACUCUGUCAAUCACCGUAUUCUUAUCGGCAGACUCAACAGCCUUGGUUUCUCUAAUGACAGCCUCGCCUGGUUCACAAACAUCUUCUCAGAUAUAGUUCAGUGUGUCAAAUCAGAGGGCCUGUUGUCCGGUGCCACAGGGUUCAAUUCUCGGGACGACUCUUUUCUCUGUAUAUGUCAAUGAUGUCGCUCUUGCUGCAGGUGAUUCUUUGAUCCAAAUCUACGCAGACGACACCAUUCUGUAUACACCUGGACCUUCUUUGGACACUGUGUUAACAAACCUCCAAACGAGAUUCAACGCCAUAUAACACUCCUAACGUGGCCUCCAACUGUUCUUAAAUGCUAGUAAAAACUAAAUGCAUGCUCUUCAACCGAUCGCUGCCCGCACCCGCCCUCCCGACUAGCGUCACUAUUCUGGACGGUUCUGACUUGUCUGGCUAGACACCUAGGUAUUUAUAAUUGUCCACAUAUUCACAUACUCUCCUUCCAGACUCACAUUAAGCCUCUCCAAUCCAAAGUUAAAUCUAGAAUUGGAUUCCUAUUUCGCAACAAAGCCUUCUUCACUCAUGCUGCCAAACAUACCCUCGUAAAACUGACCAUCCUCCCGAUCCUUGACUUUGGCGAUGUCAUUUACAAAAUAGCCUCCAACACUCUACUCAGCAAAUUGGAUGCAGUCUAUCACAGUGCCAUCUGUUUUGUCACCAAAGCCCCAUAUACUACCCACCACUGCUACCUGUAGGCUCUCGUUGGCUGGUCCUCGCUACAUAUUCGUGGCCAAACCCACUGGCUCCAGGUCAUCUAUAAGUCUUUGCUAUGUAAAGUGCCGCCUUAUCUCAGCUCACUGGUCACCAUAGCAACAACCACCUGUAGCACGUGCUCCAGCAGGUAUAUUUCACUGGUCAUCCCCAAAGCCAACACCUACUUUGGCCGCCUUUCCUUCCAGUUCUCUGCUGCCAAUGACUGGAACGAAUUGCAAAAAUCACUGAAGUUGGAGACAUAUAACUUUAAGCGUCAGCUGUCAAAGCAGUUUACCAAUCGCUGCAGCUGCUCACACAGCCCAUCUGUAAAUAGCCCAUCCAACCAACUACCUACCUCAUCCCCAUAUUUGUUUAUGUUUUUCUGAUCUUUUGCACACCAGUAUUUGUACUUGCACAUCCUCAUCUGCACAUAUAUCACUCCAGUGUAAAUUGCUAAAUUGUAAUGAUUUUGCUACUAUUGGCCUAUUUAUUGCCUUACCUCCUUACUUCAUUUGCACACACGGUAUACAGAUUUUUCUAUUGUGUUCUUGACUGUAUGCUUGUUUAUCCCACGUGUGUUGUUGUUUGUGUCACAUUGCUUUGCUUUAUCUUGGCCAGGUCUCAGUUGUAAAUGAGAACUUGUUCUCAACUGGCCUACCUGGUUAAAUAAAGGUGAAAUUUUUUUUUUAAAAAAUAGUGUGCAUAGGUAACUCGUUGUCAUUGUGUGAUGGGACCAGAGCUACCAGACUGCAGGGUGAACGACCUGUGUUCAAAUAAUAUUUAAGGCAUUUCAAUUACUUUCAAAUACAUUUCAAAGUAAGUAUUUAUUAAUUUAUUUUACUUUUAAAUACAAGUAGUUGAAUAUUGGAAUCGAUAUGGAAAUACUGGAAAUACACAUGGCAUGUCUUUGAAAAAUAUUAAAAUACACAAAUAUUCAAAUCAUUGCAUUUGAACCCAGGACUGUUUAGUCCCUUAGACCGCUGCGCCACUCGGGAGCCCCUAGGAAGUUAUUUGAAAA
Molecule: messenger RNA, 5749 nt
Organism: Oncorhynchus masou masou (cherry salmon)
Lineage: Eukaryota; Metazoa; Chordata; Actinopteri; Salmoniformes; Salmonidae
Product: guanylate cyclase soluble subunit beta-2-like
Exons: 15
Coding region: 81-2474 (797 amino acids)
Biological process (GO): cGMP biosynthetic process; response to oxygen levels
Cellular component (GO): guanylate cyclase complex, soluble
Molecular function (GO): heme binding; guanylate cyclase activity
Source: RefSeq, a predicted model, not a curated record